Messenger RNA from Fukomys damarensis (Damara mole-rat), 5316 nucleotides. RefSeq names its product zinc finger protein 641 (gene Znf641). Gene Ontology annotation, biological process: negative regulation of transcription by RNA polymerase II; regulation of cytokine production; regulation of immune system process. The coding region runs from base 979 to 2250 and encodes 423 amino acids. NCBI's taxonomy places the organism in Eukaryota, Metazoa, Chordata, Mammalia, Rodentia, Bathyergidae. The transcript has 5 exons. The record is from RefSeq and is a predicted model, not a curated record.
CCCAGAAUGCUAGGAUUACAGAUGUGUGCCACCAUACUUGGCCUUAUCCCUUUCUUGCUUUCUUGACCUUAAUUUUUUCUGACAAACAUGCACUGACUUCUCCAUACUCUUCUUUAAAAUUGAAUGUAUUUUUCUAGUUAGCCAACACUGGCGUUUGCGAAACAAACAGGUUUGUUCUUAUACCUCAAACCAUGGGGCUGUCGGAUUCAUGUUAGCAGCCCCAGUCCAAAUUUUUUCCAUUAUUUUUUACUUCUCUGAAUUAAACUUCAACUUCUCACUGACCAACAAUUCCACUUGUCUUUUAGGGUUUUGUCAGUCUUACACCUGCUUCCCAAGCUAUCGGUCUAUCAUAUUUACUACAGGAGAGUGACAGGUCAUGUGUCUCUUUGUUAAAGCUUCUCCUAAGUGAAACACCACUUGGUUCAGCCACAGAGGUGUGUGCUCAUAAUGUGUACAUAACUCUUUGGCUGGGACUUCUACCUUUGGAAUUUGUCAUUUUAAAACUAAUUGAUGAGGAUGUGAUAGCUGAAGAAAAUCUUACGUGUGAUUAUAGCUAUCUUUGUUGACUGAAGGUCUAUGUGUGUUCCUUCUUGCAUGUUUCCAGAUUGCUUAUGCUCCUCUACUUUUAGUGGUUGAGGUAAAAUAGCCUAUGAAUUUCCAAGAUUGUUCUUUUUUAUAUAUGAUGUUCUUCUAGCCUUCAGGGAUAUUCUGUUUAUAUCAUGAGGUCCCCAAAAUGACGUUGCUAUGAAAACAUGCCAAUUUCUUUGUUCCUCCAAGAAGCAUGGCUCAGGCUCAGUUAAUUGGAAAACAUCAAGCAUUUAAUGUUAAUCUUAUAUUAAGCUCCUGUUAUCCGGUUUCAUCUUUAACCCCUGGGGAUGUUCUCCAUAACUUCCUUAGGAGUAUCACCUCAUUCUCUGUUCAUGGGCAUAGCUGACACUGAUUUGUUCCAGGUCACGAUUUGGGCUUUCAGAAAAAAAAAUGCUUUCAAAACAGAAAGCAGCCCUGGGGACAGGAUGGGAGUCAAUGAAUAUACAACUGGAUGGGACAGAGCCCCAGGUGCAAAGGGGAAGCCAGGAGGAAGGGCCACGGAGAACAGCACCGGGGCCACUGGAGCACCUCUGCUGUGGCCUUGAAGAGGAGCCACAGUCCCUUCAGGAGAAGGCUCAGUCUGCUCCCUGGGUUCCUGCAAUUCCCCAGGAGGGGAGCACCGGAGACUGGGAGAUGGCAGCUGCACUUCUUGCAGCCGGAUCACAGGGCCUGGUAACCAUCAAGGAUGUAUCAUUGUGCUUCUCCCAGGAAGAGUGGCGGAGCCUAGAUCCCUCUCAGACAGACUUUUAUGGAGAAUAUGUCAUGCAGGAAAAUUGUGGCAUAGUGGUCUCUCUGAGAUUUCCAAUUCCCAAACUGGACAUGCUUUCUCAACUAGAAGGAGGAGAAGAACAAUGGGUCCCAGACCCCCAGGACUUAGAGGAGAGGGACAUCCUGAGGGUCACAUAUAUAGGAGAUGGAAGUGAGCAAGAAGGGGACACCCCUGAACUAGAAGUAGAACCUCCCAGAAUGUUAUCCAGUGUGUCUGAAGAUACUGUUCUCUGGAAUCCAGAGCAGGGUGAAAGCUGGGAUUCCACACCCAGGAGCUCCAGAGGAAUGCUGCUGGGCCCACCGUUUCUUCAGGAAGAUCGCUUCUCAAACCUGUGUAACACAGGGAUGGAUUCCCUGUUAAGACCCCAUACGUGCCCCCAGUGUGGGAAACAGUUUGUGUGGGGCUCCCACCUUGCCAGGCAUCAGCAAAUACACACUGGAGAGAGGCCCUACAGCUGCCUCAAGUGUGAGAAAAGUUUUGGGCGACGGCAUCACCUAAUCAGGCACCAGAAAACCCACCUACAUGAUAAGCCCAGUAGGUGCUCGGAGUGUGGCAAGAAUUUCCGGUGCAACUCCCAUUUGGCCAGCCACCAGAGAGUGCAUGCAGAAGGCAAAUCCUGCAAGGGCCAGGAGAUUGGAGAGAAUGCUGGGGCUAGGAAACGGCAGCGUGCAGCACCGGUGCCAAAGUGCCACGUGUGCACUGAAUGUGGGAAGAGCUUUGGCCGAAGGCACCACCUAGUGAGACAUUGGCUGACCCACACUGGGGAGAAGCCCUUCCAGUGCCCUCGCUGUGAGAAGAGCUUUGGCCGCAAACAUCACCUGGACAGGCAUCUGCUGACCCACCAGGGACAAAGUCCCCGGGGCAGCUGGGAGAGAGGGACAUCUGUAUUUUGAAAGAUGUUUCUGCUGCAGCUAUAAUCAAGUUUAUCAGCUGGUGCUACCAGUAGUCACUGCCAGAGCUGCCUCUGUCCUUGCACUCCAAUGGCCAGAAUGGUGAACCCUGAUCCUAACCCUAGAGAGAUGAUGUUCCAGCAUUGUCAAGAGCAUUGCUCAGCAGUUCUGUGAGACAACACAGUGUUCUUGGUGCAUAAUUUUGAGAAACAGUGUAUACUACAUGGGCUGAUACUCAGCCCGAGCCCAUUUGCAAGGGUACAGUGUUAUUGGUAGUUACAGCUGAGGUCAGUUCUAAUCGGCUGGGGUCUAUGCUGUACCCAUUGUUAAAUAUUUUGAGCAUUAUCCUUGCAAACUAAUUAUAUUCUCUAUAUAUGUGUAUAUAGAGAAAGAGCAUUUUAGCAUAUUAAAGGCUCCGAUUACUCUGGCAGUAAUCUAGCUUCUAUUAAUAUAAUGUUUCCUAAAUUUAUGUGACCUCAGCAUCCUAUUUCACAUCCCACAGAACUGGUGACUCCAUGAAGCACACUCUGGUAAAUGCUGGGUUACAAAGUCCUGGGGAAACAAUAAAGAGGUAGUGAUCAGGCACGCAAGCACCCCUUAUAGUCCUAUGAAAGCCAGGGUGGGUCAGAUGUUGUCAUUCCUGUGUGGGUUUGUCACCCUUACCUCAUCGUCCAUAUAUAUAAAUCUACACUCUCACCCCUACCUGCUAAAAAUAUAAAAGAAUGACCUUUUCACCCCCUUAUCUACUCCAUUGUUCUGCACAUACUUCUAUCCAGUGGAGAGGUUAUACUACAGUGCUAAAAGACAAAGCUAUACCCACGGUGAUCCAUGCCCACACAGAAGAAAAAACUAUUCCUUGAACAAACCCUGUCCUCUUGACUGUUAAGUGUCUAUGUGUAUAUGUGUGCAGGGUCCUUGAAGAGAGCAUGCUAAGUGCAAAUUGUACAUGGUAGGUUUUCUAGGGGCUAUGUUCUAGGGAUGAGGGUAGUGGGGCUGUAUGGGGCUUUUAAUUUUGAGAUAGGAAGUAAGCUGAGUGAUGAACAUGAGUGGAAAGGAUUCAGUGAUAUGUAAGUUGUAUACAGAUUUUCCCUAGUAUCAGUGAGAUCAAGACAUUGUAGAUUUAUAUGUCUGUAUCUGAGUCUCCGGGCUGCAAGUUGUUUUUACCUGGGAAGAGAAAGAGAAGUCUUCAGUGAGAUGAGCUGUUUCUUGUUUUCAGGCAAGGUACACAUAUGUAUAUGGUUUAUACUGAUUGGGGGUUUUUGUCUUGUCUUCAGUGCUUGAAAAUUAGCAAGGGAACAUAGUGUUUGCAAGUUGGUCAUCAUCACUCUUGUUUGACUUUGAUCACCUCAUCAAGGGAGAAGUUAUUCUCAAAGAUCUCAUUCUCCCAGAAACAAAACUUCAGGGAAAAGCCUGCUUAGAUUUUCAGCAGAUGAGCUUUCUCAUUGGUUUUCUUCUGAAUCCUGGGAAAGCGUCCACACUAAAAAGCUUUUAACUCUAAGGUGUCCACAGUAAGACUAAUAUAAGAAUUCUGGCAUAUGUUCAUGAGGUCAUGUUUCUCUGUAUCGAUGAUUGUGUUGAUGCCAAUCUUAUAGUUUCAAAAUUAUUUUGUAUGGAUAAGCAGUUUAGGGUUAGAGAAAAAGAAGCAAAGAGGAUGAAAGUGGGAUUUUUUUACUUUAAUGCUUAGAUCCUGGUUUUUCUCUAAAAUACUUAUCUCUCAACCAUAAUUGGCAGAAUUAACCAGAGAGGCAAGAGGAAGUAAACUGCGACAAUCUAGUUUCAUUACUGUUCCAUCUACUUAGGAAAAUCUGGGUGAAUCACAGCUCCUCAGUGUCCUGGGCUCAAAAGGAAUUGAAAAUAGUGUCAUUUUGCUGAUAUGGCUAAGAGACUAUGUGAUUUGAGCGGGCCAACUUCCUUUCUGUUAUUGAGAGCAGACUUCCUUUUUGCCUGGAAAAUAAUUCUCUUAUGUUCCUGCAAAGAAAGCAAAAUGACCAGCCCUUUGUAGGUAGGCCCUAUCUGGGUCCUCAGAGAUGGGAGCCUUUUAAAUGCCCAAGAAAAAGAGGAAAAUAUUGGGCUCCGGUGUUAAAGUUGGACUAUGUCAUUUCUUUUACCCUCCUACUUUAAUACAAUAUUUAAUACAAAUGUGCUCUAUAUACAUCUCUCCAGUGCAGCCUGUUUUGGAUCACAUACCUGUUUGAGAAUCUGAUGGGAACCAGAAACCCAUGGUUGAGUAAAAUAUACAUUUUCAAUUCAAUCAGUAAACUCUGGUCAAAGAGAUUUACCCUGAUUCAAUGUGGUUAUAUAUGUGUAUCAAGAAUUACAAGGCAAGGGUCACUAUUUUAAGGAGCAACUUUCAAGAGGCAUCAGAGUAUGAAGAUACAGUGUGGUGUUUAAUGACUAGAAGGAUAUUCCUUACAUUCUAUGUUUUUAAGACCUGACAUGCUGACAAGUACAUCUGACAAACUUUGUUUUAAGAACAUGUGGGAAGUGAUGUCCUAUAUUGUCAGAUGCUUUUAACUACAUGUUAACCUCCAAAUCCUUAUCUGUUUUAGUAAUUGUAGGGAUAGAAAGUGAACCCCCAUAAGUGUAGGUGCAAUUAUAACACCCAGCUAAAAAGCAUUGUGGAGUCUAAGGGUCUUCUGCAGAAGGGGCAAUCCUUUGGGUCAUUUCUGGUGUACUAUUGUCUUCUCUACCUCGGUCCAACACCAAUCCCUUGGACAAAAUAAAUAAAUAAAUAAAACAAGCAAAGCUAUCCCAUGAGUGAAUAAAUCUGAAUCAGCCUCAAACUUUUAUCAUUCACCAAACUAAUGCCACAUGGCCAUUUACUUCCUUUAAAUAAAUAAAAAAAAAAAUGCCUGUGUUUGCUCUGGUCAAAACUUAAAAUAGGGGGCCAGGGAUUUAGCUCAAUGGCACCACACCUGCCUUGCAAGCCCAAGGUCCUGAGUUCAAUCCCCCGUACCACCAAAAAACCCCAAAACUUGGGAAAGUCCAUCUUCAAGAACCUGUCAUAAUUUUCCAUUUGUAGUGCUACACUAUAUUCUACCUAUCCUCCCCUUACUGCCUAAGUAUAAA